Messenger RNA from Arctia plantaginis, 1584 nucleotides. NCBI's taxonomy places the organism in Eukaryota, Metazoa, Arthropoda, Insecta, Lepidoptera, Erebidae. The record is from the annotation of a GenBank genome assembly.
AUGUUACUGAUAUGUUUGCUGUCGCUUUUGUGUAGCGUGGAGAGUGCAUUAUUGUAUGAUUCGUAUACUGGAUUGCAAAUAACGAGGGAAGACGUGAAAAGGCAUGAUAAAUCGAACACAACCUUUUGGUGCGUGAAUAAGAUUGAACCGUGUGACCCUGCAGAAGGACGGCGUGUCGAUGGCUCCUGCAAUAACCUCAAACAUCCGUCCAGAGGAGCUACGCACACACCCUUCAGAAGGCUUCUACCUCCAGUUUUCGAUAAGAACUUCACUCCAAAGAAGUCGUCAUCAGGGAACGAUCUGCCUCUCGUGCGGUAUGUGAGGACCCGCAUCUUAUCUGUGGGCAAAGUUCCCAGCCAAGUCUUCACAAUGUUGGCUGCGCACUACUUUGUCUUUAUGUUAGCUGAUACCGUCUCUUUACAUGACACAGUAAACUAUGUUAUAUGGAAGCCAUACUGCUGUACCGAGAAAGGUGAAACUGACUACAUGUGCAUUCCCAUUAAAAUACCUGUCGAUGACCCUGUUCACCGGUUCUCUGGCCACCGCUGUUUAAAUUUGACCAGGCCUGAGUCCUUUCAAAGUGUUGGCUGCGUCAAGAAUGAUACAACUCCUGAUAGAAUUAUUUCAUCCACUCCUCUGCUAGACUUGUCUGUGAUAUACGGAAAUCUACUGCAACCCUUGCUGCAAAAAGGACGCCUCUUCAAAGAUGGUUUGUUGAAGUAUGAGGUUGAGAAUAAGAGGGUAUGGCCUCCAAGUUACAAAAUACAAGCCAACGUGUGCUACUUGAAUCAACGGCCUAGAGAAAAUAGAUGCCAUGAGAUGCCUGAAGACGGCGCAAACACUCUACCAGGGAUCAAUUUGGUCUCUAUAUGGUUCUGGCGAUACCACAAUUUCAUUGCCUCUCAACUAGCCAAGGUGAACCCAUGUUGGGAUGACAAUAAGCUCUUUGAAACAGCCAGAGACAUAAACAUUGCAGUGUCGCAACAAAUUUACUACUACGAGCUAUUACCUGUUUUCUUUGGGUACGAUAAUAUGGUAAAAGAUGGAGUGAUAGACCCAAUGGGUGGAUUCAGAGACGAAUACAAUGAAAACUUUUUACCUCAAUUGUCUCUGGAAUAUCCAUACGUUUUGAGAUGGAUGCACAAUAUACAAGAUGGUGUUUUAAAAUUAUAUGAUAAAGAUGGCUACUACUUAAAGCAGUUUCCAAUAGUGAAUCUGACAUUAAGAACUGGUUACUUCGCUGUGGAUGACAACAUUGAUUACGCGACUCAGGGUAGCUUCAGACAAGGAAGCGCUAAACUGGAUUAUAUUGCGGAUCCUGAUAGAAUAGAGAUUCUAAGAGAAUUGUACGAGAAAGUUGAUGACAUCGAUUUGCUGGCCGGUGUUUGGGUGGAGAGCCCAAUACGCGGCGGUUUUGUCCCACCGACCCUAUACUGUCUUGAAAUAGAACAAUUAAAACAUAAUAUAUAUUCUGACAGACACUGGUAUGAGAGACCCAACCGACCAAAUGCAUUUACUCCACGUAAGUAUUUAACUUCUCGCUACAGUGAACUCAACAAAUUUAGUGAAGCAUUGCAACAUUAG